Molecule: messenger RNA, 1153 nt
Organism: Cuscuta epithymum
Lineage: Eukaryota; Viridiplantae; Streptophyta; Magnoliopsida; Solanales; Convolvulaceae
Source: the annotation of a GenBank genome assembly
CUUUAACGGUGUAUCCUUCCCAUUCCCUCCGUCGAACUCAACAGAGAACCCUAGCUUAAACCUCCAUAGUCAGUCACUCACCCGUCGCUUAACCCUUGUCAACGAUGAAUACAUCAUCAACAAAUCUGCUAGAGGAAGCCCUCAUCGGCGAAGUCAUAGUUGCUGGUUCCUCAAUGCGCGGCCGUGUGGUGGUGAUUGGAGACUGCGUGGAGACCAACGGCGGAUUCCUGCUCCACCACUUUAUCAAACGCUCUCUGUCUCCUAACUCAUCCAACGUCGUCGUUUUCCUUGCCUGGGCGCAGCCUUUUUCACACUACGAUCGUAUCCUCCGUAAAAUGGGUUGCAACUUAGGUGCAUACAGGGAUAGUAAAAGAUUCAUAUUUCUGGACAUGCUCAUGAUGGAGGUUCCAGACAGAUGGAGGGGAAACUGUAGAAAAUGGACUACUUGCUAUAUAUGGAAAACUUCAGAAAGCAGUGGAAACUUCUUAUAUGCCAGAAGGCUCGCGAAACAUAACAGUUAUGAUUGAUGAUGUAUCUCAGAUUGAAGUGGCUGUGAAUGGAUCGUCAAAUCACGUAUCAGAUUUUCUGCAUUAUUGCUACACCUUGACAACAGAAUAUGGCUGUUCACUCGUGACCCUUAAUCACGAGGACAUCUAUCUUAGCAUGGAUAAGCCGGUAUUGUUUUUGCAAAUGGAACAUGUUGCUGAUGUGGUGAUAAAAACAGAACCUCUGACUACUGGUUUGGCAAGUGAUGUGCAUGGACAGAUGACAGUUAUAAAUAGAGGAGUUGGUAGUUACGGGUCAAGAAGCGCUAGGGCGAAGGUCCAUAAUUUCCACUUCCAAGUGAAGGAAAGUAGUGUAGAGUACUUUUAUCCUGGGACUCGGAAUUGAGGAGUAGCAAAUUUAUCCAAUUGUGUUUCAGCCUGGAAUGUGCUGCUCUGGGUACUGCAUGUGAAGAAGAAAAACAAUAGACAUCUUUUUAUUGUCAUUCAAAUAAACUUGACCAUCCAUCUCUUGGCUUUCCAGUUAAGAUAGCUUUUAGUGAUUGUAUAGUGUGUUUAUAGUCAUCAGGGAAAUCCAUGCCCUACAAAUCACUCAAACCUUGGGCAAGCAAUUGAAAUUGACCGUAAAGUAGACUCCCAUAAUGCGCAUA